This is a messenger RNA of Penicillium vulpinum, 1107 nucleotides long. RefSeq lists its product as uncharacterized. Lineage: Eukaryota; Fungi; Ascomycota; Eurotiomycetes; Eurotiales; Aspergillaceae. The coding region runs from base 1 to 1107 and encodes 368 amino acids. The transcript has a single exon. The record is from RefSeq and is a predicted model, not a curated record.
AUGUCUUCCUUAUCUUACUCACUAGUCACAGCCUCCUUGGCCGUAACAUCCAUUGCCACCGUUCUGAAUGGCAUCUGCUAUGCAACCUCGAAAGCCUCACCUGAUGUGGUCUCUAUUAUCCUAAGUGCAUUGACAUGUGUGGCUUUGAUCUUCCUCGGUCUGUUGCAUCACCAAAAUAUCCAAACCGGCCGCCGACAAUCAAUCUACUUCGUUGGCGGGUAUCUACUCAUUGCCGCUGCAGCAUCCGCCGGAGCAAUGGCAAUGAGUCCUCAAGAAUCGGUCUUUGUGGUUCGCUCGGUGGCCUGGGUACUGUCAGUGUUCACACAAGGCUUGUACUGCGGAUUCCUCGCCAUGACACUAGCCCAGGAGAAAUCCAAUCCUGAAUGGCCGCGUGCCUACUCCCGAGGGCUCAAGGAUAUCCCACACACCCCAAAUUAUCUCAUGUCACCCUCUCGAGUAUCCGACUUGUCCGAUCUAUUCGAGCCCAAAAGAGGUUCACUCCGCAAAUUCCCUCGACGGCCUAGCCGCUACUCAGAAACCACACUCUGUCCUUCGAGCAUAAAGGAAGAAAAGAGCAUCUCUAUCGACAUGAGCUCCUCGACUUAUAGCUCACCAAGCUCAUCCCCAACACGGGAUACAAUGCUAGACAGCUUUCCAGACCGGGACACUCGUCCCCUCCUCCGUAGCAUGACCGGCCGACGCCGCAACGCACCAACCGCACUUUCCUUGGAUAGUCUAGCACACUCAUCAAUACCUUCCCCAACAACGACAAUCUGUGUCGAAUCCCCAACGUGGGAAUACAACCCAAACCCAUUCAGCGAGGACAAUAUCCACCCUCUCUUCCGGACAACCAGUCCCUGCCCGUCCCCAACCUUCGUUCCGACAAUGGUCCGAGCCUCGUCGAGCGCGGGACAGACUACCACGGAAAUUACAACGCGCAUGCAAUCCGCCCGCUCCCUCCGCAACCAGGCCAUACGUACGUCCUCACCGUUGCCUAGGUCGGAGACGGAGGAGAAAUUCCGCCCUCGGGCGACGUCGACGCGAAGCAGCUUUGCGCAUUCUCCUUCCGAGAAGAUAUAUGACUUGAACGAAUCCCCUUAUGAAUAG